CUUGACAUGAAUGAUCGCGUCUCACCAAUAUCCAUCAGUAUCCCAACUGUACGUGUUUGCAUUGUCUAGAAAUUUAGUUGAAAGAAACUAAAGUGCCAUCUCAACCGGACCGUAUUCCUGCGCAAUCCUAUUUAGACCCUCCCACCAUGGCGUCGACCACGCCCCUCCCCGAGAGCUACAACACGUACCAACUCCCCGAGAUCAAGCUCUCGCACCACCCGGCCUCAUCACCCCACGUAACGCCCGUCAUCCUGGUCAUCCUCAACCGGCCCGAAGCCCGCAACGCCUUCACCGAACCCAUGACCGACUCCCUCGAGACGGCCUUCACCGUGCUGGGCGCCGACCCGCGCGUCAAGGCCAUCGUGCUCACGGGCUGCGACCCGACCAACCGCACCUUCUGCGUCGGCAUGGACCUGGCCCUAGCGUCGACGGGGCGCAGCUACCACUUCGACAAGCCCUUGCGGCGCGAGGCCUACCGCGACGGCGGCGGGCGCGUGUCGCUGGCGAUCCACCGGUGCCCGAAGCCCGUGGUGGCGGCCAUCAACGGCAGCGCCGUCGGGGUGGGCAUCACGAUGACCCUGCCGGCGACGAUCCGCGUGGCGUCAAACCGCGCCAAGAUCGGCUUUGUGUUUGGCCGGCGCGGGCUCAACAUGGAGGCCUGCAGCAGCUUCUUCCUGCCGCGGCUCAUCGGCACCAGCCGCGCCAUGCGGCUCGUCGCCACGGGGGAAGUGUUCCCCGCCACGAGGGAAGACGUGUUCGGUGGCUUGUUCGCCGAGGUGGUCGACCCGGACCAGGUCGUGCCGCGGGCGCUGGCCAUCGCCGAGGACGUGGCGGCGAAUGUCAGCGGCGUGGCCUUUCAGCUCAGCAAGGAGCUCAUGUACCGCGGGCCCGGGUCGCCUGAGGAGGCGCACUUGCUCGAGAGCGCCGUCUUCUUCGACAUGAUCAGGGGGGCCGAUAGCAAGGAGGGCAUUCGGAGCUUUAGGGAGAAGAGGGCGCCUGACUUUCGGGCGAGCCUUGAGAAGGACCCUCCGGCAGCAUACCCUUGGUGGGAGGAGAAGGACGCCGAGGCGAAGAUGUGAGUGGGUGAUGAAUUACGAG
Molecule: messenger RNA, 1098 nt
Organism: Sodiomyces alkalinus F11
Lineage: Eukaryota; Fungi; Ascomycota; Sordariomycetes; Glomerellales; Plectosphaerellaceae
Product: enoyl-CoA hydratase
Exons: 1
Coding region: 147-1079 (310 amino acids)
Source: RefSeq, a predicted model, not a curated record